Hippocampus zosterae (dwarf seahorse) is the source of this 1837-nucleotide messenger RNA. RefSeq names its product ephrin-A5b-like. The transcript has 5 exons. Bases 1029 to 1718 code for a protein of 229 amino acids. Gene Ontology annotation, molecular function: ephrin receptor binding. Gene Ontology annotation, biological process: regulation of cell-cell adhesion; regulation of actin cytoskeleton organization; axon guidance. The record is from RefSeq and is a predicted model, not a curated record. Gene Ontology annotation, cellular component: external side of plasma membrane; plasma membrane. NCBI's taxonomy places the organism in Eukaryota, Metazoa, Chordata, Actinopteri, Syngnathiformes, Syngnathidae.
UUCCAUGUUGACGAUAAGAUCCGUUCGGGAAUCUGAGACGCGCCCCGCAACGAACGAUGUUGUUCUUGUAAAUAAGACCGCCGUCAUCCCAAAUCAAAACGUGCACGCUGCAAAAAAAAAAAAAAAACGAAAAAAAAAACGGGGAUGCUUCAAACCACACACAACGGAGAUGCAUUUUCUGCACGCGAAUUCACAAUCGCAUUAUUUUCAUUGGGAAAAACCUCCGAUUUUAGUUUGGAGGCGUCAAUUCAUAAGACGGCGAUACAGAAACAACCCGGAGGAUGUGGACACUUUUUUUUUUUGCAGCGGGGCUGCGGCUGGUACGACACUGAGUAGAGAGAGGGAGUGCGGGAGGGUGGGGGGUGGGAGGUGAUUGUGUGGUGGGGGGGUUGGUCCAGGGGAGAAUGGCUGCAAAAUCCGAAGCGCACACUUGGUCUGGUUGCAAACGCCGCCUCUCGCCCGCGCUCGAUCCGUGCGACACCGUCCGUGGACGUUCCAGCUCAGAGCCUGACUGCGUGUUGGUGAACGAUCGUGAGGACUAGUUUGUGGUGGUGGUGGGGGGGCUUUUUUUUCUCUUUUUCAAUUUGCAUCCACGCGUUGAGCCGUUUGCCGCUUUUUAGCGGUCGUCGCUCUCGUCAGGAACAUCGGCGAGAGAUUCUCAGCUCAGAAGAUUCCAGCGACGAUGGCAGCAUAAGGACUCGAUUUCCCAUUUUUUUUCUCUCUCUCGAUCCAAGUGGCGCAUUUCACGCCAUAUUCUGCCCUCACAAGCGCGCGCCUCCUCUCAGGGAUUUUUUGCAGCGCAAAUUGGACAAACUGAGUUGAGUUGAGUUGAUGGAAACUGCCUUUCUCCUUUAAAUUUACUUUCUGUUACUUUUGCUGAAGAAGAAGAAAAAAAAAAGGUCCAGAGGACAAUUUGAUCAGACUUAUGAAGUAACUUCAGGGGCUCGACGAACUUGACUUGCAACCACAUCGGUCAGAGAAGCUUAAAAUCAAAGCUGGAGUGGCGUCGCUUUGGCUUGGUCGCAAACAUGCCGCAGGUGGAAAUGCAGUUUUUUCUCGUCCUGGUCGUCGUCGUCGGGGUGUGCGCUCAGGAUCCGGCUUCCAAAGUGGUGUCCGACCGCUACGCCGUCUUCUGGAACCGCACCAACCCCAAGUUUUACCGGGGGGAUUACCACAUUGACGUCUGCAUCAACGACUACCUCGACGUCUACUGUCCACAUUACAUCAGCCCGCUGUCGGAUGAGCGGGCCGAGCGCUACGUGCUUUACAUGGUGAACUAUGAUGGCUACAGCUCAUGCGACCACACCGCCAAAGGCUUCAAGCGCUGGGAAUGCAACAGGCCUUUGUCUUCAAACGGACCGCUCAAGUUUUCCGAAAAGUUCCAGCUCUUUACACCCUUCUCGUUGGGCUUUGAGUUCCGCCCCGGGAGAGAGUACUACUACAUCUCUUCCCUCACGGACGCCAAAGGAAGAAGGAGCUGCCUUCGCCUCAAAGUCUUUGUUCGGCCACAAAACAAUUGCGUGCGAAACUCUGGCGGCGUACAGGAAGGGCUCGACUUUGACGAAAGCAGUCACAACAGUCUCGAACCCAGAGAUGACAUCAGUCACGAGUCACCGGAGCCUUCUCGGAGGGACGUGAGCUCGGCCGCCCCGUGCUGCAAUUCGCCGCUCCUGCUGUGCUCUGCCCUCGUCCUCCUGGCAGCCAUCAUGUCGUCAUAGCGCCCGUUCUGAGGAAAGGGAAUUGACUAUCCUGAUUGGACUUACAGGCUACCCAACCCUUCAACCCCUCCCCGUUAUUGAGCACUUUUAUAUUACAUUAAAAAAAAAAACAAGAUAAA